AUGGAUUAUGCGGCAAUUGAUGAAAUUUCACGUGCUGACUAUCCAAAUAAUAAUUUGAAAAAUAUUCAAUAUGGUACAGCGGGAUUUCGAAUGAGAGCUGAAUUAAUACCACAUGUAGUUUAUAGAAUGGGAGUACUAUCAGUUUUACGAUCUAAAUUUUUUAAUGGUGCAGCAAUCGGAUUAAUGAUAACAGCUAGUCACAAUGAAGAGCCUGAUAAUGGUAUUAAAAUAGUUGAUCCAGCUGGAGAGAUGUUAGAAGCCGAUUGGGAGAAAAUUGCAACAGAAUUUGCAAGAGUUCCUGACUCUGAAUUAAUUGAUAAAAUAAAAAAAAUUAUUAGAGAGAAAAAUAUUGAUGAAAAUGCUCCUGCGUUGAUAGUUAUUGGCAGAGAUACCAGAGAAAGUGGAGUAUCAUUGUCGCAAGCUGCUGUCAAGCCGAUAAAAUUUAUGAAGGCAGUUGUUAAAGAUUUUGGAGUGAUUACAACACCUCAGUUACAUUAUUUAGUUGUUUGUAUUAAUACUAAAGAGCUGUAUGGUGUGGCGACUAUAGAAGGAUAUUUUGAUAAGCUGAGCAGCGCAUUUAAAAAAAGUCAGACUGUUGAGAAUAAAAUUGUUAAAAAAAUAAAUUAUAAAAAUGAAGUUUAUGUAGAUGCAGCCAAUGGUGUUGGUGCUUUUGCUGCUAAAAAAUUUAAAGAACAAUUGAGUAAUUUUUUAACUAUUAAUAUUUUCAAUGAUGGGGAUGGAAAACUUAAUUACAAGUGUGGAGCAGAUUUUGUGAAGAUUCAUCAAGCUCCUCCUCUCAAUAAUCCUUCUAAGCCAUAUUUAAAAUGUGCAAGUAUUGACGGAGAUGCUGAUAGACUGGUUUAUUAUUAUGUAGAUGAAAAAAAUGAAUUUAAUUUACUUGAUGGAGAUAAAAUAGCCAUUUUGAUUGUAAGUUAUCUCAAAGAACUCAUUGAAGCAAGUGGUUUGUCUAUUAAACUGGGUUUAGUCCAAACAGCUUAUGCUAACGGAGCAUCUACUAAUUAUGUCACUGAAACUUUGAAAGUCCCAGUCGCUUUCACAGAGACUGGUGUUAAACAUCUUCAUCAUCAAGCUCAACAGUUUGAUAUUGGAGCAGUCGGAGAUGCUCUCAGCGAUAUGCUGUUAGUUGAAACAAUUUUAUACGCUAAAGAUUGGGAUAUUGUUACUUGGAAGCAAUGUUACUCGGAUUUUCCAAACAAGCAAUUAAAAGUUAAAGUUGUAGAUAGAAAUAUUAUUAAAACUACCGAUGCAGAAAGACAAUGUACUUCUCCAAUGGGUUUACAAGAUAAGAUUGAUCAAUUAGUAUCUCAAUACCCGAAAGGUCGAUCAUUUGUCAGACCUUCUGGAACAGAAGACAUUAUAAGAGUUUACACUGAGUGCCAAAAUCAAACGGAUGUAGACAAAUUAGCCGCUCAAGUAGCUUUAGCUGUUUAUGAAUAUGCAGGUGGAGUAGGUGAAAAACCUAUCGUACCAUAA
Messenger RNA from Cotesia congregata, 1494 nucleotides. The record is from the annotation of a GenBank genome assembly. NCBI's taxonomy places the organism in Eukaryota, Metazoa, Arthropoda, Insecta, Hymenoptera, Braconidae.